GCGGAGACUGUGGAACUCUUCCUCUUUGGCUCCUGCUUCCUGAUGUCAGUUAUGGAACAUGCUCAAGACCAUGAAGCACCGCUUGAGCGAACGCAGAGGUAUUAUGUGGAAAGACCAGUGUACACCCAAGAGCUCCUGCAAGGACAGCUGCACAGACGGGAGAGAGCACCUCAGACUUUAGGGCAGAGGAUUGCACGUUCUUGUCGUUGUUCUUCUAAGAAAGCCAAGUCUCAUCUUUACAGUUUCCUACCAAUUUUACAAUGGCUUCCCCGUUACCCAGUGAAGGAAUACUUACCAGGAGACAUUAUCUCAGGUAUAAGCACUGGGGUCAUGCAGCUUCCUCAAGGUUUAGCCUAUGCUUUGCUGGCAGCUGUUCCCCCAGUUUUUGGCCUGUAUUCUUCAUUUUAUCCUGUCUUUCUAUAUACUUUUUUUGGAACCUCCAGGCACAUAUCCAUAGGUACCUUUGCAGUGAUUAGUAUGAUGGUUGGUGGUGUUGCUGUGAGACAAGUGCCUGAUGAAAUUAUUUCUGUAGGCUAUAACUCUACCAACCUUACAGACACCCUUGAAUAUUACCAUGCUAGGGACACCAAGAGGGUACAGGUAGCUGUGACUCUCGCCUUUCUUUCAGGAAUUAUCCAGCUGUGUUUAGGUCUCCUUCGAUUUGGAUUUGUAGCCAUCUAUCUGACGGAGCCUUUGGUGCGAGGAUUCACUACUGCAGCUGCGGUCCAUGUCUUCACCUCCCAGUUAAAGUAUCUCCUAGGCAUUAAGACUAACAGAUACAGUGGGCCCCUCUCAGUUAUAUAUAGCAUAGUUGCUGUGCUUUCAAAAAUCACCACCACCAACAUCGCUGCCCUGGUUGUUGGACUGACGUGCAUUGUUCUGCUGUUGAUUGGCAAGGAAAUCAAUCUCCGCUUUAAGAAGAAGCUCCCAGUUCCUAUUCCCAUGGAGAUAAUUGUGGUAAUUAUUGGCACAGGAGUUUCAGCUGGCAUGAAUCUGAGUGAGUCCUACAGAGUGGAUAUUGUUGGGACUAUUCCUCAAGGGUUACGUGCACCAGCAGUUCCUGAGAUUGAGCUCAUCCCAGCAAUAUUUGUGGAUGCAAUAGCAAUAGCAAUAGUUGGAUUUUCAAUGGCUGUAUCAAUGGCCAAGAUCUUUGCUCUUAAACAUGGUUACACCACUGAUGGGAAUCAGGAACUUAUUGCCUUGGGAAUAUGCAACUUUGUGGGCUCAUUUUUCCAGAGCUUUUCUAUCACUUGCUCAAUGUCUCGGAGUCUUGUUCAGGAAAGCACAGGUGGGAAAACUCAGAUUGCAGGUGCUCUCUCUUCAAUUAUGGUUCUGUUGGUAAUUGUGGCCAUUGGAUACCUCUUUGAACCACUUCCACAGACAGUGCUGGCUGCAAUUGUCAUGGUGAACCUGAAGGGGAUGUUUAAACAGUUUGGAGACAUUGCACACUUCUGGAGAACCAGUAAGAUUGAGCUGGCCAUCUGGAUGGUAGCUUUUGUGGCUUCCCUGUUGCUGGGCCUAGACUAUGGUUUGCUCACUGCAGUAGCGUUUGCCAUGAUAACCGUUAUUUACCGAACACAAAGCCCUCAGUACAGACUCCUUGGUCCGAUCCCUGGCACUGACAUCUACUGCGAUGUGGAGGAGUACGAAGAGGUUCAAGAAUAUCCUGGAAUAAAAAUAUUUCAAGCUAAUGCAUCACUUUAUUUUGCCAAUAGUGAGUCAUACACAAGUGCACUGAAGAAGAAGACUGGAGUGGACCCUUGCGCCCUAUUAGCAGCCAGGAGAAAAGCCCAGAAGAGGCAUGCCAGGGAGCUGAAGGCAGCAAAUGCACAGAGAAAGCAAGUGGUGCUGAAGCUAACUAACGAUGUGGAAGCAAGUUUAAAACAUGAGAUAGCAAAUGAUGAGUUACCUGUCAAUGGAAAGUUUGGAUCUGCAGAUGCUGGUGUUCAAGAUGUGUCUCCUGACGAGCAUCAAAAUUUUGUGGAGCCCAAACCAAGCAUCCACUCUUUAAUUCUGGAUUUCACCCCGGUCAACUUUGUGGAUUCAGUAGGAGCAAAAACACUAAAAUCAAUUAUAAAAGAAUACAAGGAAGUUGGUAUCUCUGUCUGCAUUGCCAGCUGCAGUGGCCCUGUUGUGAAGGAGCUGACAAGACUGAAUUUCUUUGAUACCACUGUAACACGAGAGCUGCUGUUUCACAGUAUUCAUGACGCUGUCCUUGCUUGCCAAGUAGACAGGGCUGCUUCACAGACUCACUUUGACCGCUGAAGAGUGGCAUCGAGCAGGAUGGAAACCUG
Molecule: messenger RNA, 2294 nt
Organism: Dryobates pubescens (Downy woodpecker)
Lineage: Eukaryota; Metazoa; Chordata; Aves; Piciformes; Picidae
Gene: SLC26A5
Product: solute carrier family 26 member 5
Biological process (GO): transmembrane transport
Cellular component (GO): membrane
Molecular function (GO): chloride transmembrane transporter activity; secondary active sulfate transmembrane transporter activity; oxalate transmembrane transporter activity
Source: RefSeq, a predicted model, not a curated record